UUUAUUUUUUUUAGGUCUCCAACUAAGGGGUCCCCGACCAAUGGAUCUCCAAGCUCCACUCCAGCUAAAACAGCGGAUGGAGGCACUGUGGAGGCCCUGCCCGGGCCCCCGUCUGCUGGGGCCACUAAUGCUGUGUCGAAUGAUUUGCUGGAUCUGGACCUCUCCAGUGCCCCAGAGCCCACAGGAGCGGCAGCUGCACCCACGUCCUCCUGGGGAGAUCUGCUUGGGGAGGACUCCUUGGCUGCUCCUGCUAGCUCCUCCGAAGCUCUUCUGUCUGAACCCGCCCUUACCGUAGACUCCGCCCCCACUCCCGCCGCCGCCGCUCCUGUCACGCCCUCUGCUGCUCCUUCUGAGGCGACCCCAGCCCCCUCGGCCGCCACUCUGGCCCCUCCCCCUUCUGCCGCCGCUCCCUCCAGCCCUGGAGACGUGGACCUCUUUGGAGACUCCUUCUCCGCCCCCCCAGGAGAAUCCGCGGCUCCUGCUGAAGGCGUGGCACGAGCAGCCACGCCCACACCGGCAGACACGGUCGCGGUCCCGGGAUCCGACCCGUUUGCCCCCACUGAGGGCAGUGCAGAAGUUGCUCCAGGGCUGGACCUCUUUGCAAUGAAGCCUGCAGAGACCAGCGUUGCCGUAGUAACCCUCAGCUCUAGCGCCGUGCCGACUGUCGCCCCCUCCACCCCCACCCCCGCCCCCACCGCUGCCUGUGUGGCUCCCUCGCUAGAUCUGUUCGGUGAUUUAUUUGAUUCUAUGCCUGACCAAAGCUCCGCUCUAGCUCCCAAAGUCGACGCAGCACCUAGCCUAGACCCGUUCGCCGCAGCUGCCCCGGCGACCUCGCGCGGCCCCUCCCCCUUACCCGACGCCGGCCUGACCGCAGACUUCCUGUCCGAUGCAUUUUCUACCCAAGCUGCGCCUCUCGCUGCUGCAGCUUCUCCUGCCAAAGUGGAUGCCGGUGGGAUGCUGGACCUGUUCGGGGCAGAUUCGUUUGGCGGUUCUGGCGGUGAGUCCCAGCCCACCGCCCCAGGAGCCCCUGGUGUGGACUUACUAGCUGGGCUCAUGAAUCCCGCCCCUGCAGCAGCAGCUGCCACUUCCCCAGCCCAAAACAGUCUCAUGCAGCCAGGGUUUAACGCAGCCUUUGGCUCAGCCCCAGCAGCAGCGCCCUCUGGUGGCGCAGAGGCUUCACUGUUUGAUGGAUUAGGCGAGCUGCUCAUGCCUGCAGUGACGCCCCAAGGGCCCGGAGCAGCCACCUCACCUGGGAAAGCCAUUGGAGGCGACCUGGACUCCUCCCUGGCCAACCUGGUUGGGAAUCUAGGAAUGGGGAAUCAAAAUAAGGACUUGCAGUGGAGUGAGAAGAAGAUGACAGGAGGGGCCAGCUGGCAGCCUCAGCCUGGCCCCUCCCCCGGGCCUGUUACAGGAGGUAUGGUUCCUCCCAUGGGGGUGCAGCCUGGAUUCGGCAUGCCUGCAACAGGCGGAGCUGGAGCUCCCAUGAUGCCUCAGAUGUUCUCUCAGCCAAUGAGGCCACAGUUUCCUGCGGCAGGAGCACCUGGAGCGCCCGGUGCACCGAUGCCCGCAGCUGCUCAGAGCCCCAGAAAGCCGCCUCCUUCGAAAGAUCCCCUGGCUGACCUCAAUAUCAAAGACUUCUUAUAAACUCCCAGGUGCUGUGAGUAUUACUGGACCCCCAAGGAAAUGUCAGCUGAGGUGUUCCAAACGUUCCAGAAUGCAGCUCCUUUUUCUCACUGUCGCCCCCAGUUGACCAAUGUUGUACUGUAGCACAAUCUGUAAAAGUGAACUGUAUGAAAAAUGUGCUUGUCUCAGUGUUAUAAUUUAACUUAAAAAAAAAAGAAAAAAAGAAAUAUAGUGUAUUUUGACUCUUGUUUUAAGUGUUUGUGGAGGUGAAAAGCGGGGGUCUCUAUGGUGAUGCCUUCCCACACGUACCAGCCUCAAUAAUGUAUGGUCAGCUGUGGGAUGGCUGAGAUGUAUAUAAUUCUUAUUGUCAGCACAUUAUGUUCCCUCUGUUAUAAAUAUAAAUAUAUAUCUGUUCAAGAAAAUAUUGAUGUGACUCUGAUAUCAAAUUGUAGAUGUUACGUGACCAUUAUCAUCCAUCAUCAAUCCAGCUUUACUUUGGAACAAAUAUAAAUAUAUAAAUAUGAAUAUUAUAAGUAUAAGGUCAUAUAUUAACAUGUCAAGGCUCCUGUACCAUUACCAUUAAAUCCUCCAGUGUAUCUGUAUGUUUUUUCUUCUAUUGUUCCUCGUAUUGUGUGCUACAUGCAGAGAGUUAAGACUUUAAUGUGUUGCUUUUUUCAGUAUGUUAAACUACAAAACUAUAUGCAAGACAUUGUAUUGACAGAUUACAUUUUUAUCUUGGUAGCAAGAGAAAAUGUAUCAGGUAUUAGUUAUAUCUGCAGACUUAAACAUGUAAAAAUUGCAAUGGACUCGCACUUCUUUAUCAGCAAGCUCUGGUGUUUUGGCAUCCUGACUAAUGAAUGCAACUCAUUUAAGGUGAUUGACAGGUGUCGUGCUCAUGGUGGGAUUGGGGUCUCUCGUAUUAUCCCAGCAUCAAUGUUGUGUGCACCCACUAUCUUUGGUGUUUGUCUAACAGACCUAGCUAAUCUUUUAUUGUAAUGAAUCUGGCCUAUUUUUGUAUUACCAUAGAAGAAAAAACAACCAGACAAAGGAUUGGUUCUUAACCUCGCAAAACAAUUUCCCUCGCCUUCGUCAACGCAUAAGUUCUUUCUACGGUGGUGUUGCAGGUGAGGUUCUCUGUCCUGAAGAAAUGGCUGUUGAUCAGUGUUAACUGUGUGUCCUCAUGAGGUCUGUAGAGCCGUUGGGAUCUGCAUGACUAUAGACUCUAUGGACCAGAUGUACUGGAUGCUUUGUGAAUUGUACCAUUCUAAGUGACUGUGACCACAAUUGUUGUAAAGAAAUAAUGGAUAGAAAAUAAGACAACUUAAGUUUGGUUCUGGUUUCUGUUUCUGUUUGCUUUGUUUAACACCCACUACCCAGUGCAUGUAUUCCAUUUGAAAUGCAAUAAAUUCACUGAUCUGAAGAAACAAUUA
This is a messenger RNA of Anguilla rostrata (American eel), 3053 nucleotides long. Its product is annotated as clathrin coat assembly protein AP180-like. The transcript has 19 exons. The record is from RefSeq and is a predicted model, not a curated record. The annotation marks the transcript as partial. Lineage: Eukaryota; Metazoa; Chordata; Actinopteri; Anguilliformes; Anguillidae.